AUGACCGAGUUCCUUAGGGAAUUGCCUAAGUGUGAACAUCAUGUACAUUUAGAAGGCACAUUAGAACCUUCAUUAUUAUUUCAAUUGGCUAAAAGAAAUAACAUUACGCUUCCAGCCCAAUUCCCAGAAUCUCCUGAAGCAUGCAUUGAAAGAUAUAACAAUUUUGCUGAUUUACAAGAUUUCCUUGACCAUUACUACAUUGGGAUGUCUGUUCUUUUGCAUGAGAAUGAUUUCUAUGAUUUGGCCAUGGAAUAUUUCACAAAGGCUCACAGUGAUGGAUGUUUGCAUUCUGAAGUAUUCUUUGACCCCCAAGGACACGUCGAAAGAGGAAUUGACAUAGAAACCGUAGUUGCUGGAUUUGAUAGAGCUUGUAAACAAGCCAAUAAUCAAUUCGGUACCACUAACAAAUUGAUCAUGUGUUUGUUAAGACACUUACCUGCAGAAGCAGGCAUGCAAACUUUACAUUCAGCUAAACCAUUCUAUGAAAAGGGCAUUAUCCAUGGGUUAGGUUUAGAUAGUGCAGAGAAACCUUUCCCACCUCAUCUCUUUGAAGAAUGUUAUUUAUUUUUAAAGGAGUCUUUCCCACAAGUGGGUUUAACUGCCCAUGCUGGUGAAGAAGGUGAUCAUACUUAUGUUUCCAACUCAAUGGACUUAUUAAAGGUUACUCGUAUUGAUCAUGGUGUUCAAUCUCAAAACUCCACGGAGUUGAUGGCCAGAUUGGCCGAAUCUAAGACCAUGCUUUCCAUGUGCCCUUUAUCAAAUGUCAAAUUACAAGUGGUUAAAGAUGUAAGUGAAUUACCUAUUCGGACUUUCCUUGAGAAUGAUGUUCCCUUCUCUCUCAACUCCGACGAUCCAGCAUAUUUCGGUGGCUACAUCCUCGAUAACUACGUAACUGUCCACACCAGAUUCGGAUUCACGGUGGAUGAAUGGAAGAAGAUCGUGGUUGCCGGUAUUAACGGUUCAUGGUGUGAUGAAACCAGAAAGAACCAAUUGUUAGCUCAAGCCGAGGCAGUGGUGGAGAAAUACAGACAAUUAAUAUAG
Molecule: messenger RNA, 1041 nt
Organism: Lizanozyma spartinae
Lineage: Eukaryota; Fungi; Ascomycota; Pichiomycetes; Serinales; Debaryomycetaceae
Gene: AAH1
Product: adenine deaminase
Exons: 1
Coding region: 1-1041 (346 amino acids)
Biological process (GO): adenine catabolic process; hypoxanthine salvage; purine ribonucleoside monophosphate biosynthetic process
Cellular component (GO): nucleus; cytosol
Molecular function (GO): adenine deaminase activity
Source: RefSeq, a predicted model, not a curated record